AUGAAGCUUGCCCAGAAACUGUCGGGCUAUCCCAGCUUGCUGUUGGCAGGUAGUCCUUCCAGGCUUGAUCUGGGCCGGUUGUUGCUGGGAAUAUUGUCAGCCAUCGCCUCGGGCGUCCCGUUUCCUCUGAUCGGAAUUCUAUUUGGUCAGCUCCUCGACGACUUCAACGGUGUGACGUGUGGUGAGUCGGAUAGUUCGGACUCCGAUGCUCAGUACCAGUCAGAUAUCAACAGCAAGAUCCUGAUAAUUGUAUAUUUGGCAAUUGCUCAGGUCGUGACGAUCUACUGCCACCUCACCUGCUGGAGUUUGAACGGCGCUCGGUUGGCACAACGACUACGGGAGACCUACCUGCAGAACCUACUGCGGCAGGAACCAUCCUACUUUGACGACUUGCCUCCUGGAGAAAUCGCCUCUCGGUUGAAUGGCGACAUCCAGGCCAUCCGCUCGGGCACCUCGGAGAAGGUUGGCAUCUGCCUCUCCAGCUUGUCCUUCUUCGUCACCGCAUACAUCGUCGCUUUCAUCAAAGACUACCGACUGGCCGCCAUGCUCAUCUCCUUGAUCCCCGCGUAUUUCCUCAUGUCUUUUGUCGGAAGCCAUUAUAUCGAGAAAUAUUCCGGCCGCAUGUCGGAUCAUGCCGCAUCAGCCGCGUCCAUCGCGUCCGAGGCUUUAUCCAACACCGUCGUGGUGCAGGCAUUCGGGGCCAACAGUCGACUGGAGGACAAGUUUGCCACCGCACUCAAGGCAGCCGAAACGGAGGGUCUGAAAAAGUCCACGGCGGUGGGCAUUCAGUCCGGGUUCUUAUACUUCAUCGCAUACGGGGCCAACGGUCUUGCUUUCUGGCAAGGGAGCCGGCGCGUGGCUGACGCAGUGGGGCACAGCUCCCAAGGCGCGACCGUGGGAGCCAUAUUCACCGUGAUUUUUAUCCUGGUGGAAGCAACUCUCCUGCUCAGUCAGGUGGCCCCCUUUCUUCAUCUCUUCACCGCAGCGGUUGCCUCUUUCCGAAAAUUGCGCGAAGACAUCGAUCGCAGUCCCCAGAUUGAUGGCACGACGGAUUCUGGCCGUCGUCUGCCACGAGCCGAAGGUGGAUUCGAGUUCCAGAACGUUUCGUUUACCUAUCCCUCCCGACCCGAAAUCACAGUGCUCGAUCAAGUCAGUCUCAGCGUACCAGCCAAUCAACACACGGCCAUCGUCGGUCUAUCGGGCAGCGGGAAAUCAACCAUUGCGGGCCUGGUUACUCGGCUAUACGAUCCCACCGAUGGACAUAUCUUCUUUGAUGGCCACGACUUGCGGGAGCUCAACACCAGGGACCUUCGGAGCUUCCUCAGUUUAGUGCAGCAGGAGCCAUCCCUCCUUGAUAGAUCCCUAUUGGAGAAUAUUGCGCAUGGAUUGAUGAAUUCUAGCAACCCGAACCAUGCUCAUCUGAGGACAACUCUCAUCGGCUCUGACCUGUCCGACCUGGCACAGGAAGUCCGCGAGGGCAAGGAUAUGUUGGCUGCGGCAGAGGCACGCGGCGCGGAUUUGGUCGAGAUCGUGACUCUAGUCCGGCAGGCGGCGGUUCUUGCCGACGCUGACACCUUCAUCAGCGCCUUGCAGUAUGGAUACGGCACCAUGGUGGGAUCGAGUGGACGGCUAAUCAGCGGUGGCCAAAAACAACGUGUCGCACUGGCCCGGGCCCUGGUCAAGGAUCCUCAAGUCCUCAUUUUGGACGAAGCCACUGCUUCUCUAGAUUCUCGCAGCGAGCAGCGGAUCCAGCGAGCCAUUUCCAACAUUGCCAGCGGCCGCACGAUGAUCACGAUCGCCCACCGGCUGUCGACUAUCACCAAUGCCGACAAUAUCAUCGUUAUGCACAAAGGACACAUCGUGGAACAGGGAGAUCACGCGACGCUGAUGGCUCUGAGUGGAUCAUAUGCCGAUCUGGUUAACCUGCAAACCCUGGGAUCAGCGCCGGCAAAGAACGAGACCACGGUCAGCAUCGAGAGCGUUAGUAAAUCGGACCAGCACUCCAUGACAGACACCGAAAACGAGAAGAUGCCGGUGUGCGCCGAGCAGACCGCCUUGCCAGCCAGCGAAGCUACCGGCGUCCAGUCAGCAGAAGAGCCGGACGAGCUCCCGACGCCAUCCAAAUCGUUGUGGGCGUUGGUGCGUGGAUACGCGCCUGCCUUGCGACCACACCUUUUGACCAUCUUCCUGGCCCUUCUUGGCGCCAGCGUGGUUGGCGGUGCCUUCUCAGGCGAGGCCGUGAUUUUCGGCAACACCGUCGGGAGUCUGAAUCCCUGUCACACUGCCGACAGUAUCCGAUCGCGCGGCAACUUCUUCGGGCUGAUGUUCUUCGUCCUGGCCAUUAUUGAGUUCUUCGCGAACCUGGUCAGUUGGGCCGGGUUUGGCUGGGUCUCGGAAAAGAUUGUGUACACGGUGCGCGUUUUAUCCUUCCGCUCCCUAUUCGAGCAGGAUCUUCAGUGGCAUCAGUCCGAGGGCCGCAGCCCGGCGUUGCUUCUCUCCUACAUCACCCGCGAUGGCAACGCAUUGGCUGGACUGAGCGGGUCCGUCAUCGGCACCUUGUUCUCGAUUUCCGUCAACCUCGUCGCCGCCAUCAUUCUCACUCAUAUCAUUGCGUGGAGGAUCGCCCUGGUUUGUCUGGCACUGGUUCCCCUUCUCCUGGGAGCGGGUCUGAUGGAACUCCACGUACUGGGUCGAUUCGAAGAGCGACACGAAAACGCCUAUACCAAGUCCGUGGACAUCGGCGUCGAAGCGAUUACCUCGAUUAAAACGAUUGCCUCCUUGUCCCUUGAGGAAGCAACGCUCAAGACCUAUCGCCAGUCGCUGAAGGGACCCCGCAAGGAGACGCUGAAUGUGACCCUACAGGCCAGCCUCUGGCAAGCGAUGACCUACUUCUUGGGAAACCUGGUGAAUGCGUUGGCCUACUGGUGGGGAGCCAAACAAAUCAUCGCCGGCAACUAUUCCCAGACACAGUUCCUCAUCGUCGUUUUUUCCCUGUUGGUGAGCGCCCUGCUUUGGAGUCAGAUGUUCGCUCUCGCCCCGGAGCUGUCUAGCGCUCGUGCGGCAAUGGCGCGAAUCUUGGGCCUCAUCGAGAUCGGGUCGGAUAAGAUGCAAGGACGCGUUCCGAAUUCUUCCCUCCCCGGGUCCUCCGACGAGACUGACCCGGAGGCAAUUAUCGAGACGAAGCUGCCGGGCAUGUCGGACCACCCGGCCUCCAGCGUGCAACUCCGCGACGUCCAUUUCUCCUACCCAGCGCGACCGGACAUUAAGGUGCUCAACGGCUUAAGUGUCGACAUUCGGCCCGGAAAAUUCUGCGCCCUGGUAGGACCCAGCGGAGCCGGAAAGUCAACCAUUAUCUCGCUGGUUGAGCGACUGUACACGCCGCAAUCCGGCGCGAUCGUGGUGGAUGGCGUUGACGUCACUAAGCACCGUGGCGUGGCUUUCCGCGACACGAUCGCCCUGGUGCCUCAGGAAAGCGUUCUCUUCGAGGGCAGUAUCGCGUUCAACGUCGGUCUGGGCGCUCGACCGGGCCACGAAGCGACGGCGGAGGAAAUCGAAGACGCGUGCAAGCUGGCCAAUAUCCACGAGGUGAUUCACGCGUUGCCCGACGGGUACCAGACGCUCUGCGGACCCAACGGCAGCCAGUUUUCGGGCGGUCAGAAACAACGAUUGUCGAUCGCUCGGGCGCUAGUGCGGAAGCCGAAGCUAUUGAUUCUCGACGAAUCCACCAGUGCUCUAGACGCAGAGUCGGAAAAACUCCUCCAGGAUGGGCUGGAGAAGGCCGCGCGUGGCAUUACGGUCAUCGCGAUCGCCCAUCGGCUUCACACGAUCCGAAAGGCGGACGUCAUCUUUUUGAUCGAGGAUGGACGAUGCGUGGAUCACGGGUCGCAUGAGGAAUUGCUGCAGAGGUCAGACAGUUACCGGGCCAAUGUGAUGCAUCAAACGGUGGCAACAUAAAAGAAACCAAGUUGGCAGAAGAG
This is a messenger RNA of Aspergillus steynii IBT 23096, 3977 nucleotides long. Its product is annotated as ABC transporter ATP-binding protein. The coding region runs from base 1 to 3954 and encodes 1317 amino acids. The record is from RefSeq and is a predicted model, not a curated record. Gene Ontology annotation, cellular component: membrane. Gene Ontology annotation, molecular function: ATP binding; ATP hydrolysis activity; ABC-type transporter activity. Gene Ontology annotation, biological process: transmembrane transport. The transcript is spliced from 2 exons. Lineage: Eukaryota; Fungi; Ascomycota; Eurotiomycetes; Eurotiales; Aspergillaceae.